AGACGACCCAAAACCUCAAAAGGAUCGUCGUCUCAAGUAGUUGUUUCAAUCAUGGUGGUGAUGGAGAAAGCUGCCAUUCCGCUCCUUGCUCGCCCUGUAACUCGUGCCCUUGCCUCUGCUCUGCGUGCUUCUUCUAAACUCAUUACAUCUUCAGAAGUGUCUGCUAUUACACUCAUCAACCAGGGAAGAAUUCUGCGAGCAAACAAUAAAAGAAGAGCCUUGGAGGAUGGUAAGACAGCCAAGGCACCUAAGAAGCGAGCUGUUCUUAAGGACCUCACAAAUGUUACCUGCGACAAUUCUUACACAAGCUGCUUCAGUGCUGCUAUACUUCAGGUGGAGAAUAUCAAGAAGAUAAAGAAGGGAAGGGCAUGUUCUUCCAAGGAGGUAGCAUCAUCUUCUGCUACUUCGGAAGUUAUAGAUGCAAAGGUCAAAGUUGGGCCAGAUUCAGCAGGAGUAAGCUUGUCUGGCUGUACAGGCGCAAACGAAGCAUCUUGUAGCUUUUCCGGGUUGCCUCCAAGACCCUAUGGCAGAUCAACUUCUACUGCUGAGAGAAGUUGUGUUGGAGGAAGUUCUGAUGUGUCAAGUAGCCCAAAAUUCAUUGACAUUGAUUUAGAUGUUAAGGAUCCUCUACUCUGUAGCCUAUACGCACCUGAUAUCUACUACAACCUGCGUGUUGCUGAGCUAAAACGCAGACCACUUCCAGGUUUUAUGAAGAGAAUACAAAGAGAUGUGACUCAGACAAUGAGGGGAAUUCUAGUUGAUUGGAUUGUAGAGGUCUCAGAGGAAUACACUUUAGUACCUGACACUCUCUACCUCACAGUAUAUCUAAUAGAUUGGUUUCUGCAUGGGAACUACAUGGAAAGACAAAGACUUCAAUUGCUAGGCGUCACUUGUAUGCUCAUUGCUUCAAAGUACGAAGAAAUCAAUGCACCACGUAUUGAAGAGUUGUGCAACAUCACGGAUAACACAUACACAAGAGAUCAGGUCGUAGAAAUGGAGAGCCAAGUGCUCAAGCAUUUUAGCUUUCAAAUAUACACUGCCACUUCAAAAACAUUUCUCAGGAGAUUUCUCAGAGCAGCUCAAGCUUCUCACCUGAUGCCAAGUGUGGAAAUGGAGUAUAUGGCGAAUUAUCUGACGGAAUUGACGUUAAUAGAGUAUGAGUUCUUGAAGUACCUUCCUUCGGUUAUAGCUGCAUCAGCUGUUUUUCUAGCCAAGUGGACAAUGAACCAAUCAAGCCACCCUUGGAAUGCAACACUUGAGCAUUACACAACGUACAAAGCCUCUGAUCUGAAAGCAUGUGUUGAGGCCAUGCAAGAACUGCAGCUUAACACCAAAGGAUGUCCCUUAAACUUUAUACGCACGAAGUAUAGACAAGACAAGUUCAAAUCAGUGGCUGUACUCACCUCUCCAAAGCUACCUGACAUGCUAUUCUGAAAAACCGAGCGGUUUAACACGAAGAAGACAGACUGUAACAUUUUGUGAACUGGUCAUGGUCCAGUUCAUGUUCAGCUCUCUCUCUCUCUCGCUCUCAAAUAAAAAGAGUAGAGUAAUCUUUUACACGACGGUCUCAUAUGUAUAUUAAGAAUACUCGGUACAUUCCGGUUUAGUGUAAAUUUGUUUGGUUCUUCCAAACCUGAUUUGGUCGAUUUUGUUUUUUUGUUAAAUUGUAAGUCGGAUGGGAUGUACAUUUUUGUUUUUUUUUUCAUAUAGUCACG
This is a messenger RNA of Eruca vesicaria subsp. sativa (arugula), 1715 nucleotides long. The record is from the annotation of a GenBank genome assembly. Lineage: Eukaryota; Viridiplantae; Streptophyta; Magnoliopsida; Brassicales; Brassicaceae.